Messenger RNA from Mesorhabditis spiculigera, 1791 nucleotides. The record is from the annotation of a GenBank genome assembly. NCBI's taxonomy places the organism in Eukaryota, Metazoa, Nematoda, Chromadorea, Rhabditida, Rhabditidae.
AUGUCUAAUGCUAUGGAGACCAAUGUGGAGGAGAGCGAAACUGGCUCCCUUUACCCAAUCGCUGUCCUGAUCGACGAGCUCCGUAAUGAAGAUGUGCAGCUUCGUCUCAAUUCGAUUCGGAAACUCAGCACCAUCGCCCUUGCUCUGGGCGUCGAACGAACUCGUACCGAGCUGAUCCAGUUCCUCACCGAUACCAUCUACGACGAAGAUGAGGUUUUACUCGUUUUGGCUGAACAACUCGGCAACUUCACUCCCCUUGUCGGCGGGCCCGAUUAUGUUCACGUCCUCAUCCAACCUUUGGAGAACCUGGCCACCGUUGAGGAGACCGUUGUCCGCGAUAAGGCUGUCGAGUCCCUGCGAAAAAUCGCCGAGAAGCACAGCAGCGCCUCCCUCGAAGAACACUUCAUCCCCAUGGUCCGACGCCUUGCAAACGGCGAUUGGUUCACCUCCCGUUCCUCGGCAUGCGGCCUCUUCAGCGUUUGCUAUCCCCGUGUCAGCCCAGCCAUCAAGACUGAGCUGAGGACUAUGUACCGUCAGCUAUGCCGUGACGAUACUCCAAUGGUGCGCCGAGCUGCGGCCGGCAAAAUGGGUGAAAUUGCUAAGGUGCUCGAAAAAGAUGUGCUGCUGGAAGAUUUUAAUCAGAUGUUCCGUGAUCUUGUAGAGGAUGAACAGGACUCCGUUCGCCUGCUAAUGGUUGAUGCUUGCAUCUCCAUGUCCUCCGUCAUCCCCAAGGCCGACAUGGUUCGCCUGGUCAAGCCGGCGUUGCACAGCCUCAUCGACGAUAAGAGCUGGCGCGUCCGCUACAUGGUUGCCGAGAAAUUCGUUGAGCUUCAAACAGCCUUGGGUGGUAUGGAUGAGGCAUCCGCCAACGAGCUUAUCAACUACUUCACCGGCUUGCUGAAGGACCCAGAAGGCGAAGUGCGCGGCUCGGCCGCUCAGCGCAUCGAAGGCUUCUGCAAGGCACUCCCUGAGAGUGUCCGUGAGAAGACCAUCAUCGACAACAUCCUCCCGGUCAUCAAGGAGCUGGUCUCUGAUCCAAACCAGCACGUGAAGGGUGAACUCGCCUCGGUCAUCAUGGGUCUUGCUCCGCUGGUCGGCAAGCAAGUGACCGAAUCUAGCCUGCUCCCCAUCUAUACCGCCAUGCUUCGUGAUUCGACGGCUGAAGUGCGCUUGAAUAUUAUUUCUUCCCUCAACAAGGUGAGCGACGUUAUCGGCUCGAGCGCAAUGCGCGAUGAAGUGCUUCCGGCCGUCAUCGAACUCGGUGAAGAUGGAAAAUGGCGUGUUCGCCUAGCACUGGUCACUCUCAUGCCCCUCCUUGCCCAACAACUGGGUCGCGAGUUCUUCGAAGAGAAGCUACUCCCGCUCUGCGUCUCCUGGCUGACCGAUCAUGUGCACGCCAUUCGCGAAGCCGCUUCUGCCACCUUGAAGGAGUUGACGCAAACAUUUGGAGGGGAAUGGGCCGCGAACGUGUUGAUUCCCAAGGCUCUGUCGCUUUCAAAAGACAACAACUACCUGCACCGUCAAACGGCGCUGUCGUUGCUCACCGGACUGAGUGAGGCCGUCGGAGCCGACCAGACUGUUUCAGAGAUCCUGCCCAUCAUCAAACAGAUGGCCAGCGAUAGUGUGCCCAACGUUCGUUUCAACGUCGCCAAAUGUUUGGUCCGAGUUGGCAAGAUUGUGAAUACAUCCGUGCAACAAGGCGACAUCAAGCAGGCCCUGACUCAGCUCUGCAACGACCCCGAUUUCGAUGUCCGUUUCUUCGCCGAUGAAUCUCGUGUGGCGCUCAGCCUU